AAGGCAGGGCUAGAGGGAGAGGCUCUGCAGUUGGAACAGAGAAACCUGUUUCUUCCCCUGAAGGACAGAACACACCCAGUGUCCUCCUCAAAACGAGGUCUGCCUUUCAGAAGGCCCGUCCUUCCCCUCCGCGGCAGGCCGGUAACCUCUCCGCUCCCCCGGCUGCGGCCUCUGGCUGCUCCUCCUCGGACGUCCCCCCGGAGACUGGCACCUCGUGGCAACCCGGGGGUGCCUUCGGCUGGGAUUACGCCACCGCCCACGCACCCCUCACCCGCUGCAGCCAGGAGGGGCGCAACCCCCGGCAAACUCCAGCAGCUCACCUGGAGGAUUGAACGGCACCGCAAGAAAAACCAAGAAGACCAUGAUGUCCCUCGGCAGCAGCUCAAAAGGUCGGUCGCUCCCGCCCGGAGAAGAAGAACGAAAGAAUAUCCUAAGGCAAAUGAAGGUACGAACCACGCUGAAGGGGGACAAGAGUUGGAUCAAUAAACAGGAGGAGACAGAGAGUCGGACAAUGGAAUUACCCUCCAAUGGGAGACAUUCCUCUUCCUCAUCACCUCCUGUCACCCCCCGGAGUAAUAAUAGGGGGAUGUUUACCCAGUCCGAAGCGACUUCUUCUAAUACUCAGUCUGCUCCUGACAGUGACUGCUCCAAAAGGCCUCCAAAUGCCAAGGCUCCUACAGGCUACAUUAUCAGGGGAGUAUUUACCAAGACGAUCGACAACACAACUCAGCCUCAGCAGUACUUGCCUAACGCUAAUGGAGUCCAAAAGAGGGCUGCAGUUCAGGCAAAGGUGGCAAGUCUUCCCCGCCAAUCCAACUCAGGCUACAAGAUGACAACAGAAGAUUACAAGAAACUAGCUCCAUACAACGUCAGGCGUAGCUCCGUAGACACGGAUGAAGAAGAGUCUCCCUUUUCUUCCGAAGAGCAAAAAAGGAGAUCGGAGGCAGCCAGCAGCGUGGUGAGGAAAGCCGCUACCCGGGAACGCUCCUAUGUCCUGUCUGCUGCCAAGAAAAGCACCGGAAGCCCAACUCAAGAUGUGCCACCCCCGUUUAUUGCUAAGAGGGUGGAGAUUGUGGAAGAAGAAGGCCCAAGUGAGAGGAGCCAAUCUUCGCCAGCUUCAGCGAGACCCAGUUCUGGUUUAACCAGGGUUCACGGGGCCAGAAAUCAAACUGGCAGCACCAGUGAGACGGAAACCACAUCUAAGAGCCCUGUUCCAACAUCCAGGGGCCUGGAUAGAAGAGAGGAAGUAGAGAAUAGAACUCCUGAGCCACAACCCAGGACUGAAUCUAACCCAAGAGCCAUCCCCACACCUGAGAAAAGAGAGGAAGCUGUUAGAAAGGCUCCGGAACCUCAGCCCAGGACUGAAACCAAGCCAAGUGCUCCACAGACUGCAGAGAAAAGUGAAAAGGAAGAGGAAGCUGAACUAAUAUCCUGGAGUGAUGUAAUCGUGCCUAGAGUCAACCCAUCCCCCAGUACUAGCAGCGUUGGGAGAAUCGAUAAGAGUCCUGAGCCACAGCUCCGGAAUGAAGAGAAGCCAAAAGCCAGCUCCCCAGAUGGAAGUGAAAAAAGAGAAGAAACUCCCAUUCCUGCUAGGAGGACAACGCCACCAGAUCAAAAAGUCGAAAUCCCCCGUAUUGUUAUCUCCCCUGAGAUAAGUCAGCAGAGCAGGUCAAACUCCCAGACUCAAGAAAGUACUGAAAUUACACGGGAGAAUCAAGAUGAAGUUUCUAGACCAAAGGAGGAGGCUGGAUUUGCUCCCAAAAGGCCAGCCCAGGGCUCUGAAGAAAAUACCGUCCCCAGAACCAGAGACAGCAGAGGAGAAAUGCCAAGUGAAGUAGACAGCAAGGAAGCUUACCCUGACGUGGACAGGUCAAGCACUUGGUCUACAGACAGUAACCAUGGCUCCACGGGAUCCCAGAAUGAAGACCCGGAGGAUGCCGAAAGUAACCCCCAAAGGAGGUCUAUCCCAAAUUACAAUGAGAAAAACGUCACUAGUAACAGAGAAAUCACUCGUAACAGAGAAACUGGUUCGGAGAGUUCUAGAAUCAUGGAGGAUGAACUCCAUGGGACAAGGUCUGGUUCACACUACAGAGAGAGCUGCGUCACAGAGACCCGUCGCGAACAUUCUGCCGUUGGAGAGCACAGAGAACCUUACUGGAAUUUGGCAAAUAGGGUGAACUCGGAAGAGAGCUGCAUCACCUCCCCAGAUGACCAGUACGGGCGUCCCUUCAACAUGGACUUCUGCAAGCCUAGCCCCAACAUCCCAUCCACCUCAAACGCGACUGUCACCACUACUGAAACUAGGUAUGGAGGUCCACCAAAUGGGGACGAUUCCAAUUCAGACCCCACGAGAGAACCUGAAUCUGGAGACCUCAGGACAGGGAGCCAGCACGGAGGAGUCGACUACAGCUUGCAGAGGACGCGUGCCAGUUACGAAGAUAAAAGCAUUACCGUCACCACCAGGGAGACCAGGCUUGACACUCCGGCUGGCAACCGGCCCGAUCCCAACACGUCGGACCAACACUUCAGAGACUGCAGUGUCACCACCACCGAGCUUACUCGCGGAGGAUCCCCUCAGCUCGACAACCUCGAUCCCAGUUCUAGAAGCAAAGAGAUCCUCUUUGUGAAGAAGUAUACGAACACUAGUGAGUUAUCUCGUGGGAAAUCAUCCUCUUCACCCUACGGCAGCACCAGCAGCUUGGAUGAUUGGUCUGAUAUUGAAAGGUCCACAUCCUCCGCUUCCAGUUACCAGUACAGCAAUCCUCCCCAGAGGGUGAGCGAUGGCACCUGUACUUAUUGCAGCCGGGAGAUUGGAGACUGCCCCAAAAUAACCCUACAGCAUCUUGGCAUUUGUUGCCAUGAUUAUUGCUUUAAGUGUGGGAUUUGCCAUAAGCCCAUGGGUGAUCUUCUGGAUCAAAUUUUCAUUCAUCGUGAUACCGUUCACUGUCAGAAAUGUUAUGAGAAGCUCUUCUAGACUCGAAGGAUCAUCAGCCUGAUGACUUCAGAUGCUGUUACGCCAUUCCUGAUCAUGCCAUAUUCACCAAACUGCCACUCUUCCCCUCCUCUGAUUUAUUUAUACCUCACCCUUUCAUCCAAAGGAAUCUUUUUGUCAUCCAGUUAUCUUACCCAGGAGUGACAGCAUUAAUAAGACAAUCCAUCUUUACUUACGAGAGAAAACAUUCUUAAGUUUGUCUUAAGCUUUCUAAUGAGUUGGGAAUUUUCUUUGCGUAUUAAGUAUGGCUCAGUGGGAUUUUUUCAAAGGGUACUGUCAUCUCCCAGGAAUUGAUAGAUGAAUGAAAUCGGCCUGCAGUUCUUGGUGUGGAAGAACCUCGAAAGUCAUAAAGGCCGAUCGAAAGGCAAGCGAACAAGGAUUCUUUAUGAAUCACUAAACUGCAGAAAGAACACAGGCCUAAAACCUACUGGCAGAUUUUGCCCACUAGUCACUGCAGAUGCCCAUUAUAAUGAACAACAAUUUCCCUCUUGCCUGCUGUCCGUGUUUUUUCUGAAAUCUUGACUUUAAUCAAAUCGGUGGCUGAUUUCAAUACUCUCCCUUCCACCUCACACUGGAUUAGAUUCUCUUCCGUGCAUGAUUUCUCUGUGUCCCGAAAAGCUAUACCCAGAAUUUUAAGCAGCGAAUCCCGGAGAGCUGAUUACUGAAGGGGUGUAUGAUGUUUGUGCCUGCUGUCUGUGAAUCUGUAAUGGAUUCUUAAAAACUGGCCUAAUGAAAGUGUUGGCCCAGUGAAGUCAUUCUGCUUUAAAUUACCACCUUGAUAGAUGUAGGCAAAGUUUAUCACUCUGUCUCUAGUUGACAUUAGAAAAAAGCCAACCCCCCGAUACGUCAAAUGUAGACUGUAUUCAGAAAGCAAAGAAAGGAAAACCUAAAUGCAAACAUUAAUAUCAGCAGUAGAGAAUGACUGAUAAUCACAUUUCUCAGUUCUAACAGUGGCAGAGACUGCUGUUUACAGAAAACCACAGCCAUUUUGUCUUUGAAAUAGCAAGACUAUUCUUAAAACAGGAAGCCUCACCUGCCUGCCAUUCAACUGUGGAGUGGAUAAUCUUCAGGGAAGCUUAAUUUGCUUCAUACCCCAAAUUUACACCGAAUAUUAAGGUAUCCCUUUGGAUCAGAGUGUGUUCGAUUUCAAACGAGGGCCGUGGCAGAGAUGCAUCCUAAUUCAGUACAGAGAGUCAUCAUUCUAGUAGAAUAGAGGGACCUAAAAUGAAAAUUCUAGAAAAGUUUAAAGGAAGGGUUAUUAGGGACCCCUAGUAAGAAACAGAUGAAAUAGAUCUCGGUAGGUUCCAAAUUACCUCCCUAUUUCAGAGCCAAAAAAUAUCUGUAAAAGUCCGACUAUGCAGGACGCUGGUAUCUAGCGGCAAGUUUGAAGACCAGAAGUUCCUUCAAUGCAUCAAUAGAUUCCAUUAUCUUUAGAUUAGAAUAAUAUUUUGCAAAAUUUUAAGUAGCAGGUUGGGUUGCACUAAAUUUUUACUUCAUUGCUCUGUUUUUCACCUGUAGUAGUUUAACCUACAAACAUGAGUACGAUUAUGAUUAAACUAUUUCAUGUAAUCAGUAGUCCCGUGUUAAAGCGUUAACCUGCUUUUGUUUGCAAGUGGAAUAAAAUGGUGUGAUGGGCUGUUUGAUUUUA
Molecule: messenger RNA, 4640 nt
Organism: Ornithorhynchus anatinus (platypus)
Lineage: Eukaryota; Metazoa; Chordata; Mammalia; Monotremata; Ornithorhynchidae
Gene: ZNF185
Product: zinc finger protein 185 with LIM domain
Exons: 32
Coding region: 362-2974 (870 amino acids)
Source: RefSeq, a predicted model, not a curated record